UUGCUCGGAUUUCCCGGGAUUCUGAACCUGCCGCGAGGGGCGGUGUCGAGAUGGGACAGUAAACCGAGCGCGCUGCGGGACUUGGCGAGGGAUCAGGUGCCGAGACACGUGGCGAUCAUCAUGGAUGGGAACUCGCGGUGGGCGGAACGGCGGCGAUUGCCGCGGACGAUUGGACACGAACGCGGCGUGAACGCGCUGCGGGGGGUGGUGAAAUGCUGCGUGGCUUGGGGCAUAAGCACACUGACGGUGUUUGCGUUCAGUCAGGAGAACUGGGGGCGGAACCAAGCGGAAAUUGAAGAGCUCAUGGCGCUCGUGGAGACGGCGAUGCGAGAGGAGUUGCCGUUGCUCGUCAAGGAAGGCGUGCGCGUGGAAGUCAUCGGGGAUUUGAGUAAAGUGAACGAGGGCGUGCGCAGUGCGGUGACGCGAGCGAUGGAGGCGACGAAGGAUAACGAUUCGUUGCGUCUGGUGGUGGCGUUGAGUUACGGCGGUCGGCAGGACAUCGUGCAAGCCGCCAAGACGCUCGCGCAAAAGGUUGCGGACGGGGAGAUGCGCGCCGAGGACAUCGACGAAGCGGCACUGAGCGCGCAUUUAUCGACAUACGACGCACGCGCGGCGACGAACGAGAUCGAUUUCGCGCAGGCGCCGGAUUUAUUGAUUCGCACGAGCGGCGAGCAGCGCCUGAGCAACUUUCUCCUCUGGGACCUCGCGUACACCGAACUGUACUUUGCGCAAAUGUUUUGGCCCGAGUUCGGCGAAGCAGAACUGCGCCGGGCGUUAUACGCCUACGCCAAGCGCGACCGUCGAUUCGGCGGUCGCACGUGA
Molecule: messenger RNA, 822 nt
Organism: Ostreococcus lucimarinus CCE9901
Lineage: Eukaryota; Viridiplantae; Chlorophyta; Mamiellophyceae; Mamiellales; Bathycoccaceae
Exons: 1
Biological process (GO): polyprenol biosynthetic process
Source: RefSeq, a predicted model, not a curated record